Molecule: messenger RNA, 8836 nt
Organism: Scomber japonicus (chub mackerel)
Lineage: Eukaryota; Metazoa; Chordata; Actinopteri; Scombriformes; Scombridae
Gene: tet2
Product: tet methylcytosine dioxygenase 2
Exons: 10
Coding region: 456-5942 (1828 amino acids)
Biological process (GO): oxidative demethylation; myeloid cell differentiation; positive regulation of transcription by RNA polymerase II
Cellular component (GO): nucleus
Molecular function (GO): DNA 5-methylcytosine dioxygenase activity
Source: RefSeq, a predicted model, not a curated record
GCUGAGGGAAGAAGAAAAAGAGAGGAGGGAGCAGAGGGGGGAAAAGAAAACCUGUCCCUUUGUGUGGGAAGGACUCAGCAGGAAAGUGAUUUUCUGAUUAUUUGAGUUUGCCACCAAAGCAAGGCUCUUUCCCCCUGAACCGCACGCACAUUUUGUACACUCUGCAUGCCUGUGCUGCCUUACACCGGAGGCACAUAUGAGUGUGCUUCUCAGGCCGGCAAACAGCGACACCCGGGCUUCUCCUGAUGAUGAGAGCCGACGUCAGACUGGUUUCCAUGAAUAUUGAUGUGGAGGAUAGUCUGUUUCAUAGAAGAACAGAAGGAGGCAAGAUGGCUGCCCUUUAGGAUUUGUUAAAGAGGAGAUCCAGACGGUUUGUUGGAAUUUCUACAAAGUGGAGGGACAUAAAAGGAGGACGGACAGAGGGCAGCCCUGUGGAUGGACUCUGAGCAGGCCAGAUGGAAACAGAACAAGCCAGACAUGAGACGGAAGAAAGUUUGAUAUUAGCACAAUUUGGCACAUCUCGCAACAUCCCUAGCAAAGUCCAGAAUGGAGGCCAGUCUUCAGAGGGAGAUUCUCUGCAAAUCACUGGGGAUACAAACUGGAACCAUUACAAGCCUAGCACAGGUGCCAACUCCAUGAAGAGGCACAGGGAGAACUGCAACAGCCCAGCUCCAGGGCAAGGGCUGUUCGAUCAAGGAUCCUUCAUGAUGAAUGGAGAGUUGAUGAAUGGAGAGUUGAAGCAUGCACUCACUGAGCAGUCCUUACUGGUUCACCAACCCAAGAAACUUAAAGUAGAUUCGGAGAUGAAAGGAAAUGAGGACAUGAGCAACAGUUUGGUGGACAACUUUUCUGAAUUGACAAAGGCAACAGAAUUUGAAUGCAAUACACCACAGACAGACAUUAAGUUAGACAAGAGGAACUGUAAUUUUCCUAAUGGAGAUAUUUUCUGUUUACCGAGAAAUAAACAAAUUUCAAUUCCAAAUGGUGCUAUAUCACCCCCCUCAACAAUAGAAAGCACUCGGGGUGAUCUCUUAGAGAAAACUUUGUCUCAGUAUUAUCCUGAGCAAGUGUCAAUUGCCCCACAAACAUCUGGGCCACAACUAGAUGCUGUCAAUGGUUCACUGGCAAAUAAAAUGCCAAAUGAAGGUGCUCAACCUCCCUCUUUAACCUCAGGAUUGCCCAGUGCAGCUCAGAUGCCCAACUCACAGCAACAGCAGCCUGGUGCAUCUGGCAAUACUGAAGGAGGCAACAAUUACAACUCUGUCAACUAUGUAGUGAAUGGAUAUUCCAACAAUUAUGGAGCAGACCACCACCACCAGCAACAACAACAGCAGCAACAACAGCAGCAACAACAGCAGCAGCAGCAGCCGGCAUCUUACUCUGGUCAGGAGCUGUCUCUAGGUCAGCUUCCGGGAAUGAUCCCUCCUACAAAUACUGGCAAUAGCUCACAACAUCAAAACGGCCCAGAGUGUUAUCCAGAUGACACAAAUACUCAAGAUAUUUAUGAGAAAGCCAACCAGGAGUUUAACCAUAACUCUUUUCUGGAGCGCAAUGCUCCUCUCCAGGCACCUAAUUUAGGUGGAUAUGGGCCCUUUCCCAACUCUGGGAUACAAAAAAUUAGUCAAAAUGAUGAACCUGGGUCUGGUCAGCAUCAGCAGCGUGGCACUGAUACGGGCCUGCAGUAUGGGAUUCAACCCCAAAACUUCCAACAAAAUGCUGGGAACCCACAUGGGGCUGACAAUACAGGUGCUAUGGGGCCCAAUCUGCAGCAGCCAUGUCAUGCUGGGUUAGAAAAUGGGAUGGAUAACUUGUCUCAGCAGAGAGCCAACUUAUCGUGUUCAACUCCCCGCCAGAGAGGCUGGAUAGAGCUGAACUCUUCACAUUCCCAGCAGCAACCUGUAAGUGGCCCAACAUCAUCCAAGGCACAAGAACAGGACAUGUGGAGGGGCUUCCCUGCUAAGCCUCAGUCUGAGCAGCAGACAACUAACCCCCAGGUUCACAGCCAGAUGUUAGAGCCAAACCCAGCACAAAGGUUCCAGACACAAGGAGUUUUCACAGACAGCAGCCAGGGGUCUAACAGCUUCCAGCAGCAACAGCAGGACUGUCUCCCGGCCCAAACGAAUUGUGCUUCAGCUCAGCACAACACUGCCCCUGAGUGGCAGCUAUCAAAUUCUAAAGCUCCUCAAAUGCAGCAGCCUCUACCCCAGAAAAUAACUGAGCAACGUAACUUCCCCCAUAAUCAGCAGGCGGACGGCCGCUACCGCACCCCCAUGCAGUCAGAGCACUUAUGUGAAGACCCUGACCUGCACGAUAUACUGUCCCCUGGGUUUUUAGCAACACAGCAACAACAGCACUGUAAUCUUCAACGUCCACUAUCCCACCCACCACAAUUUGAAGUGCAGCAAAUGAAGUCUCCCAAUUAUAGACCUCACAGUCAGCCUCAGCCAGGUCAGCAGCAGCUUCAACCAAACCAGCCACUUAGAAACAACUCUGUUCAAUCCAGCAACCAACUCAUCCAGCACGGUGACCAUGCAACAUUCAGUUACAGUAACACAACAGAGAUGCAACAAUUACAACAACAACAAAGGCAUUAUUCUCCAAACUCAGGCAGCAGUAACCUCAAGCAAUUUCAACCACAGCGGCCUAACAACCACUGCCACCAGCCCAACCACAUGGACUUCCCCCAGACCUCUACACAGUCACAACCUCACUUAACACAAGGUGCUUUAAACCAACAGGUAUCAACACAGAUGUAUCCUAAAGCUGAACAGCAGCUACAGACAUCAUGCACUCAGUUCCAAAGGGGACCUCGACUACCUCUGGGACCUGCAGGUCCUCAUGGAGACUUUCAGAAGCACGCAGCCCUGCGUAUGCACCUGUUACAAAGGCAAGAGCGCCAGGGUCCUCCUCAUACCCCUCAGAGCACUAGUGACCCCAAACAUUGCCUGGGAGCUAUUAAGAUGGAAAAUGGACCCAGAUUUGAGCUGCCUUGUUCACAGCAGCAGGAGCAGCAGUUACAGAUGCAAGAUCCAGGCAUAGGUGGAAUCCAAGUCAAGCAGGAGAAUCAACAGUCAUUUUGUGAGAAAGGUAAGAGGCAGGGCAGCAUCUUGGCCUCUAUGGAACAAACCCUGAGGCAGUACCAGCUUUCACCUGUGUUUGAGAAGAAAUCACUCGUCAUUAAUACAUCAAAUAAAGUCAAGGUGGAAUCUUCCGGGCCUGUCACAAUCUUGUCAACCAACACUGACCUGAGUGGACUUGAAUCAUCAGAGGUGACCCCAGGCAAUGUAGCUCUAAAAAAACCACCUGAUUGCACCCCUAAGAAGGAACACCUUUUACAUAGCUUCAUGGAGUCUCCUAUGAAGCUAUUGGAUACCCCUAUAAAGAAUCUCCUAGAUACUCCCAUGAAAACACAGUAUGACAUUGCAUCCUGCCACUGUGUUGAACAAAUCAGUGAGAAGGAUGAAGGGCCAUACUACACUCACUUGGGGUCAGCACCUACUGUUCCUGGUAUACGGGAGGCGAUGGAGAAAAGGUCUGGUUUAACUGGUCGCGCCAUCAGGAUUGAGAAAAUAUUAUACACCGGCAAGGAAGGAAAAAGUACACAAGGGUGUCCCAUAGCCAAAUGGGUGAUCCGCCGAGCUGGUGUAGAAGAAAAGAUAUUGGUGUUGGUGCGGGAACGUGCUGGUCACAAAUGUGACACAGCCUGCAUCGUUGUAGUAAUCCUGGUCUGGGAGGGCAUCCUGCCUAGUGUGGCUGACCGCCUCUACCUCGAGCUAAGUGAAACUCUAACAAAGCAUGGAGCCCUCACCCAGAGACGCUGCGCUCUCAAUGAGGAGAGGACCUGUGCAUGCCAGGGGUUAGAUCCUGAAGCCUGUGGAGCAUCUUUCUCUUUUGGUUGCUCCUGGAGCAUGUACUACAAUGGCUGCAAGUUUGCCCGGAGCAAAAUCCCAAGAAAAUUUAAACUACUAGGAGAUGAUGUUAAAGAGGAAGAGAAACUGGAGCAAAACUUUCAAAAUCUUGCAACCAUACUGGGUCCUUUGUAUAAAACAUUGGCGCCUGAGGCUUAUGCAAACCAGGUGGAACAUGAACAUAGGGCACCUGAUUGUCGUCUGGGGAAGAAGGAGGGACGUCCCUUCUCAGGGGUCACUGCUUGUCUUGAUUUCUGUGCCCACGCUCACAGGGACCUCCACAACAUGCAGGGUGGCAGCACUGUGGUGUGUACUUUAACAAGGGAGGAUAACCGAGAGAUUGGAAAGAUACCAGAGGAUGAGCAGCUCCAUGUCCUGCCUCUUUAUAAGGCUUCCAACACUGAUGAAUUUGGUAGUGAGGAGGGUCAGCAGGAGAAAAUCAAGUCAGGCGCCAUCCAAGUCCUCAGUGCCUUCCGCCGCCAGGUGCGCAUGCUUGCAGAACCUGCCAAGUCUUGCCGCCAAAAGAAGCUGGAUGCUAAGAAGGCAGCUGCCAACAAGAAUGCCAUGCUAGACAACGCUAAUGAUAAGGCAGAGAAGGCCCUCCUGGCCAAGUCAAAAGCUGGCACUUAUGAUAAUAUCGGUCAUAGCACUCCAAUGGCAGGACCUAUUCCAGGUGCUAUGGGAGCAACCCUACAGUCAGGUCAGCCAACACACCCCCUUGGGGUCCAUCCUCGGGAACUACAGCAACAACAGCACCAGAAUAUUCUUCCAUCUUAUCCUGGUGUAACAAAUGCAGCCGGCUACCCCAGGUUCCCCAACCAUCCUGGGUCUUUUGCAAGCACUUCCAAGCCAGGCAGCAUGUAUCACCCUCAGCCACCAACACAAGCCAGCCCUUACCCCUCCCCGCUCCAUGUACCAAAUUCUUACAUUAAUGGAUCAAAUCGUCCCUACCCAGGCUUUCAAUGUAAUGGAGAAAUGCCCCUUGACAAUUACCAUCCAUACUAUGCUUCAAACCCAAAGCACCUGGACAUGUAUCGACAACAGCGGCCAGCGCUUUAUUCAGAGCAGCAGUACGGUGUACAUCAACGUUAUGAGGUCAAUUAUCCACCAAGGUAUGGUGAGCCAGGUUUACAGGUCAAUGGUUACAAUCCAUGCAACAUGAGGUCAGUUCAUCCCAUGAGACCGUACUCUCCUUAUGGCCCUAAUGGAGGCUCAGAUCCACGGUUCAUGGAUCCUUUCUCAAGAGCACCCUCAGCCCAUGGAAGUCUAGACUAUACAGCUACUGUGAGCAAAGGCAAUCAGUUUGGAGGAUACCCAAAUCCAUACCUCUCUCGGAACCCACAAAUGUUACCACCACGUGAAGAUCCUUUCCAUAGGCAAAUCAAGACAGAGAUGGGCAUGUCUGGCCCACAGAUGCUUGCUGCUCAGUUAAGUGGUGGGUGUUUAAAUCCUGAAACAAAGUCAGGGUUAGGUCUGCCCAAUGGGAGCCUUAUGGGAUCUGGUAUUAAACAGGAGCCUGGAACACCACAGACACCCACAACCCCACAAAAGCCAGAGAUGUGGUCAGACAAUGAGCACAACUUCUUGGACCCUGACAUCGGUGGUGUGGCAGUGGCACCUAGCCAUGGUUCAGUUCUCAUUGAGUGUGCUAAACGGGAGCUCCAUGCCACAACACCUCUUACAAACCCAGACCGCAACCACCCUACACGCAUCUCCUUGGUCUUCUACCAGCACAAAAAUAUGAAUGAGGCCAAGCAUGGUCUGGCACUGUGGGAAGCCAAGAUGGCAGAAAAGGCUCGAGAGAAGGAGGAAGAUGCAGAGAGGAAUGGUUGCGAAGGGACACCAAGCAAGGGCAGCAAGAAGGGGGUGAAGCGAGAGCAUUCAGAGUCAUCAGAAACCACCGGGGAGCCUCCUUACAAGCGUUUUAUCAAGACACUCAUGGAGGGGUCCUUGUCAUGCACAACAAACACCCAUGUCAGUACAUCUCCGUACGCCUUCACCAAGGUCACAGGGCCUUACAGUCAGUUUGUGUAAAACAAGCACAUGGAGAAGAAAAUUGAAGGUGCUUUAUUUAUGACAAACAAAGAACACAAGCACCUCUGGUCUCAUCUAAAACACUCCUUCCUAUUCAUAAGGUUAGUAACACUGUUGCGUAGAAAAAACAACCUGUGAUCAGAUGACAAAAAAAAAUCACCUAUUACAUCAGGUCUUUCACCUCUUUAACAAUCAAGCUUUACUAGUUGACCCUACUAAGAUGUAUUUAUUUUUGUUUAGAUACACACUGUCAAAAUCUCUGGUGCUUUCAGUCUGAUACAUAAGGACCUAUUUUUACUGGAAACAAAGUUUCAUUUUUGGUGGCUUUAUUUUUCUUACAAAAUUUUGGAGAUGUAAUCUUGUCAUAAAAUACUGACUUUGUGAAUGGCAACAUUCACGGUGCUAAGGGUGUGAGUUCAUUACCAUCUUUUUUAAUUCAAAUGCCUUCACACUAUAACCACGACACUCUUUAUGAGUGACACUCAAUAACUUAUGUCAACAGGACACUGAAAAUAUCAUCACACUGUCAAAUCAUCAGCUUCAUAAUGGUUUCUGGCAAGUCAGUGUUUCUUGAGCACUUUUUGAUCACCAGAGUUAAAUGUUUUGGUAAGACCUUUAAAUCAUAAAAUGUGGUUAUUCUGUACUGCAACAUUGAAAUUUCUAGCACCCUUAAAAUGAAAUUGGUGAAAUUAUAACAGAGGGUUGAUUUAGCAAUCCAUGAUACUGUUUCUGGUUCAUGCAAAAAGGUUUUUGUUUUUCUCUUAGAAAACCAUUGUGUUGGUGCUUCUUUCACUUUCCUAUGUCAUUUAUACUGUAAAUUGAGCCAUUCUAAUGGUGCAUUUUUAACUUUUUGAGGAAAAAAAAUCAUCAUGUUUGUGUUAUUUUAGUUUUUUCCAGGUUUGCUUGGUUAGUGACUGUUUUAAUGUUCCUUUACCACAGGUUCAUUGAACAAACCUGGAUUGUGAAUAUUUCAUGUAGUUUUAUGUCUGUGGUGCUUAGUAAAUGUGCUUUUUAUACACUGAGGAACAUGAAACAGGGUAAGCUCAGUGUCAGUCUCAGAGGGCAGCUGGCUUGCUGUGGGUUCUUUAAUUAUUGUAAUCUAACUGUAAGAUAAACAGGUGAGAUUUGUACAGUAAAUUAAUUUCCCUUUUUGGAAUUACUGUUAUAGAUUUUGUGUUGUAAAGAAUGCUAACAGCCUAUUUCAUUGUAUGUCUUUGGGUUUCAACUGAUUUUAUUUCAUAAGGUGCUAUUCAACCUGCUAGAAACAUACAAUGUGAGACUCUUUGGGCAGUGAGAAGGCUAUUAAAUAAUGUACAGUACCAACCUGUCAUAUACCUCAAACCCAGUUUGGCAAUAGGAUUAUAACAUAUUUUUCUUUCUUCCUUUGUAUAUUACUUUCAAAAUGUUAAUAACAGUUUAACUGCAGGCCACCAAAAGGCAGAAAAGUUCAUUUCUUACUUUCUUAUCAAUGUGCUAGAAAGUAUUACUUGAACUUGAAUCUUUGAUGUUACUGUAAAAUCAGGGACAUUUUCAACUAAUUUUGUGUACAUCUUCAUAGCCUGUAUUCAUCUUGUCUUUCCUCAUUCAGGGACUUGCCAUUGCAUCCUGAAUCCCAAUACAUCUUGUCUAUUAUACUUCACAGACAAAAAUAUUUUGUGAGGAAAAAAACUUUCCUACUUUCCUACAAGUUUUACUUUUAUUUUAGGUAGUUGGAUGGUGGUAAUCUUUUAAAAUAAAUUUGAACAUAAAGUAUGCACUGAGUUGACUAAAGGGAAAGUAUGAUGUUGACUAAGUAAAGAGCAAUAUUUUUGCUUUUGCUAUGAGGCAAGACCAGGGCAGUGAUUAAAGUAGUUGCACAUCUUUGUGCCUGUGUAUAGUUAAAUUUAUUUAUAACCACUAAGCAAUUGUAUAAUGAUUCUUCUCCCUCUUAUUUGUUUUAAUUAAUGUGAUAUAUAAUGGAAUGACUGUCAUGAUAUAGUAACAACUCACCCCACUCUUCAACAUAUUCAUUUUCUGAAAGCACUUCAUUUCUUUUUCAGGAAAAAAAAUGUAAUAAAGAAUUACAAAACGUUUUAUUUAAACAGAUUGUAAAUGUGUUAAAAAAAAUAAAUAAAUUAUGUCACAUUGUACAUACCAAGAAUUUGUAUUGCAGGAAUACAACUCAUUCUUUUAAUGUUGAUGUUAAUGUAAGUUCUUCUAGUUCUGUCAAAUUGCUUUUCUAUCAGCAAUCCUCAUCAUAUCUUAAUACAUCCUUUUGGCUCUUUCAGGUUACCAGAAUGAUCAUGGUUAGAUUAUCCAGGAAGUCUCUGUAAAUAUUACACUCACUGUCAUAGCAAUGUUUACAGUUAAAGUAUCCUGUUAGCCCAAACAUUAGAAGUUAGUUUUUUUUAACUGUUCCAGUUUUGUAAAAUAAAUCUACAGAAAUAAAAUGUUGAAUUUCGUUGUACAGGACCCAGCUACAGUAGCAGGUUGUGGUUGAGAACGCCAAGGUGUCGCCAAGAUAUAGCGGGUUAAAAGCAUAGCCAUACUUGAAGAUGCUUCAGAGUGUUUCUGAGUGAGUCAACAUUACUUGAAUGACUUUCUGGGCAUAACUAGUGCACUGUAUGUGCUCAGCUCAAAGGUUAAGCUAGCAGUUGAUCUACACAUGGUCUUUUUGCAGUUAGACACUAAAAUUAUAUUAAAAAAAGUGCAACUUUUGUCAUUUUAUUUUUCAAGGCUUCCCUUGUUCUUCUGAAGUUUGGUAUGCUAUAAAAUGGAAAUAAGGAUGGGUAUUAAUACUGUAAGUAUUGUAAUGUACUGAAUGCAGUUUAUUUGAAAGCUGUUUAUUAUAUCAUUCCUGAUAUUGCUGAGAUGUGGGUGUUUUUUUAAUAAAAUUUAUAUUUAUUUAAAGCAAA